Scophthalmus maximus (turbot) is the source of this 1949-nucleotide messenger RNA. RefSeq names its product myelin basic protein. The transcript is spliced from 5 exons. NCBI's taxonomy places the organism in Eukaryota, Metazoa, Chordata, Actinopteri, Pleuronectiformes, Scophthalmidae. The record is from RefSeq and is a predicted model, not a curated record. Gene Ontology annotation, molecular function: structural constituent of myelin sheath. The coding region runs from base 13 to 378 and encodes 121 amino acids.
ACCACCACCGCCAUGGCAUCUGCAAGCAGCUCCGCACAGGCCGCCUUCGGGCUGGGCCGCAGGAAGAAGAGCCCCGGCCUGUUGGAUCAGAUCGGGAGCUUCUUCGGAGGCGACAAGAAGAGGAAGAGCAAGGGAUCUUUCCGCGGCGCUCUCUCUCCCGCCCCUCAGAAAGCCUCUGCGACCUCCCCACGUAAGCGUACAGGAGAGAACGCCGUGGCCCACUUCUUCCGCACGAUUGUGUCCCCUGCCCCUCCUAAGUCCAGGGGCGCUCAGAAGUCGCAGUCUAAAGCCAAGAAGGCCGGCGCGGGGGACGGCAAAGGCUCCCUGACUAGGAUCUUCAAAAUGGGAAGCAGGAGCGCGUCUCCAGCCAAACGCUGAGGUCCCUCGCUCACGCCUCCUUCCAACAGCACGAGGGCACGUUCAACACCACGGGCACUAAAGUGGAUGGGAAAAAAAAAAAAAGAAGAAGAGGAAGAGGAGGAAACCUUGUCACCCCCCCCCCCCCCCCGUCCCCCGUCCCCCGUCCCCUCACACUCAACUCCCCCCUCCACUUCUGAUAACACUUUAAUGUUCGCUAAAUCCCUCACCUGUCCUAUGACCGCCCCCUCCCCACCCCCCUUUGGCUGGUAGAUAGCAACACAAUCUGUUGCCCCCCCCCCUCCCCUGUUCUCCCUGCAUGCAUUGUGCUGAGUUGUCUGUGCAGCCGUCCUGAUUGGUGUGAACACUGUUUGCUGAAGUUGACCCUGAAGCCGCUCCUCACAUGUGCAGCCUGAAUGACCCCCGCUCGCCCCCAUGGCUCCCUCCCCCUCCCCCUCCCCCUCACGUACACUUGUGCUUCUUGAGUUUCUGUGCAACGUCUUCGUUCUUUUUGGAUUAAAUGAAAUUAGAACAAGGAGGCUGAACUGAGGCACGACCCCCGGAGCAGCUGAAAGUCGAGGCCGGUGCAAGUCCCACUGACUUGACCGUCAUUGCCGCUCGCAGACUGGGAUGAAAAGACCGGGGGGCUGCUUCCGUUUUUUUGUUGUUGUAGAAAAGAGCGUUUUUUUCUUUGUCUCGUCACUCUGUCGUUUUCGUCGACCCCCUCCUCCCCCCCGUCGUGAACCCGUGUUCGACUUUUAGUUUCAUAAUCCACCCCUCGUGUGUCCUGUCGUGAAUGUGAUGUCGCUCUGUGUUCCUCAUUAAGGCUGUGGGGUUGUUGGGGGUUGUUUUUGUAGUGAAAGUUACAUUUCUAAAUUUUUCCCGUAAUCAAUAUUUCUGCUAUAUGACGUUCUGAAAAAAAAAUAUGAUAAACUCUAAAGCAUUGUUUCCUUUUUUUCGGCCCUUGUGAUAAUGGAACUCACUAAUUUCCCUUUACAUGUUUAGAGCUAAAUUAUUUCAGACUCACGAUUCCAGAGUCGGACCUUCCACCUAUGCUUCGGUCUUCUUCUUUGUAGUUUUUCUGUCAAAGAAAAAACCUCGCUCAGCAACAAGUGCCUUCUCCACCUGACUACCAAAAACAAUGUGUAUAUCAUCGUGUGUGUGUGUGUGUGUGUGUGUGUGUGUGUGUGUCCUGUAUGUGGAUAAUGAAAAAUACAACAACAACACAAACACAAUUUCAAAAAGGUGCUCUGUAACUAACUCUGUAUUGACACGUUAUAAGGUGUUUUACUUGAGAACGUGCGAGUUGAAUUGUUUCUGACGGCACUGUGCAACUUGUGCUGUUCCAAACCUCCCGUCUUCCAAAAGCCGGCGCGUGUGAUGUGUGGCGUCCAUCUCUCCUCCUGUGUGUGUGUGUGUGUGUGUGUGUGUGUGUGUGGGCCUCAUGAGUGCUGUGUGGUGCUUUUCUGUGUGUCUUCUUCCCUGAAUGGAUCCGGUGAAUGAACGUAAAGAUCCUCCUCAUCAUUGUAUGUGUUCACGACCAGCCACUUAACUGAGAACAAAAAAAAAGAAAUAAAAAUGAUAAAAACCAA